UCUUCGGGGCUUCCGUAUUUUUUCGAGUUGUAUUAAUCGACCAAAAAGACCGUACGCACUUUGUGGUUAAUCAUAAAGCAGUUUCUGGAAGUAGGCCUAGUCUAGGCCAUUGUUGGCUACCAAUUCGAUUGCAAAUCUCUAGAACAUCUUCCACUGAUUGUUCACCCUUUUCUGUUGCAUUUGGCCUACUACUACAAAAAAAUGUGGUUGUCUAAUUAUUGCUGUCCCCUAUGGAUAAAAGUGAGGUAGGCCACAAACAUAAGCUAGAAAUUGAGUUCGACACAAUGCAUGCGACUCUAGCUUCUCAUUGGUUAUUGGUGUUGAUACGACUCUAUCAAUAUUGUAGACGGGUCUUAUUUUCAACAGACUAUUUUGAUAGGUUCAUAGACAUUAUUGCCACAUUGUAAGCGUUCUGCUCCUCCUACCAGUAUCACUGAGUGCUGUUGGGCGCAGAGGGGGUGAUUAGACUACUGCCUGAGCCAGCGACCACAGCCUGUAAAGGUCUCGCUUUAAACCCGUAUUGCAAACCAAUUCCUGUGGUAAGGAGAGUUAACCUUUGUAAAAUGAUGUUAAGACUAUCGAAGAGGAAAGAUUGAUAAUGUUAGACUGCCCACAUAUUUGUGGAUGGUUUUGAUCAAUCGCUUCGCUUCUAUUUUGACAUAUCGGGCUGUUUAUGUGGAGUGCUUUCAGCUUUACAGGAACCAUCGACAUUCCUUGUUUUGGUGUGGUGCGCAUUUUUAGAAAUGGCAACGGCUCUCAGUGGCCGAAAUCCGGGUGGACGCGGACCAAACCAGCGAAAGGGUCGAAUUUUAGGUAUUAUUGAUGCCAUUCAGGAUGCUGUGGGACCACCCAAACAAGCAGCUGCCGACCGCCGAACAGUUGAAAAAACGUGGAAACUUAUGGACAAAGUUGUUCGUCUGUGUCAGAACCCAAGACUUCUGCUAAAGAACAGCCCACCAUACAUUUUGGAUAUUUUACCAGACACUUACCAGCACCUGCGACUAAUACUGUGCAAAUAUGAGGAGAACCAGAAGCUGACUCAGCUCAGCGAAAACGAAUACUUUAAGAUCUACAUUGACAGCCUUAUGAAGAAGUCUAAACGAGCCAUCCGCCUCUUUAAGGAAGGCAAGGAGAGGAUGUAUGAAGAGCAGUCCCAAGACAGGAGGAACCUGACCAAGCUGUCCCUCAUCUUUAGUCACAUGCUGGCAGAGAUCAAGGCUAUCUUCCCUGGGGGCCAGUUCCAGGGUGACACGUUCCGCAUCACCAAAGCCGACGCCGCUGACUUCUGGAGGAGGUUUUUUGGCGAAAAGACAAUCGUGCCAUGGAAAGUAUUCCGACAGUGCCUUCACGAAGUGCAUCUCAUAAGCUCCGGCCUCGAAGCCAUGGCCCUUAAAUCCACCAUCGACCUCACCUGCAACGACUACAUCUCAGUGUUUGAGUUUGACAUCUUCACCAGGCUCUUCCAGCCCUGGGGCUCCAUACUGAGGAACUGGAACUUUCUGGCGGUGACCCACCCAGGCUACAUGGCCUUCUUGACCUACGACGAGGUCAAGGCCCGGCUGCAUAAGUACAUCAACAAGUCCGGCAGCUACAUCUUCAGACUGAGCUGCACCCGACUGGGCCAGUGGGCCAUUGGCUAUGUCACCAACGACAGCAACAUCCUGCAGACCAUCCCCCACAACAAGCCCCUCUUCCAGGCCCUCAUCGACGGCUGCAGGGAGGGAUUUUACUUGUUUCCUGACGGACGCAGUUACAACCCAGACCUCACGGGCUUGUGUGAACCUACUCCUCACGACCACAUUAAAGUCACACAGGAGCAGUAUGAACUGUACUGUGAGAUGGGCUCCACCUUCCAGCUGUGUAAGAUCUGCGCAGAGAACGACAAGGACGUGAAGAUCGAGCCAUGUGGACACCUGAUGUGCACUUCCUGUCUGACGGCGUGGCAGGAGUCUGAUGGCCAGGGCUGUCCUUUCUGCCGCUGUGAGAUCAAAGGCACGGAGCCCAUCAUCGUGGACCCGUUCGACCCACGCCACGAGGGAGCCAAGUGCUUCUUCCUGGAUCAUUUCAGCUCCCCCCUGAUGGACCUGGACGAGGACGAGGACAGGGAGGACUGUCUGCUGAUGAACGGGCUGGCCUCCAUCAGAAAGCAGUGCGCAGAGCGGCAGAACUCCCCAGUGAUGUCACCUAACUCCUCCCCUGUGAGCCAGCGGAAGAAGACCCACGGCGAGGGAUUGAGUAUCCAACACCUCAGCCUGCCCCCAGUUCCUCCGCGCCUCGAUCUCAUCCAGAAGGGCGUCAUCCGCUCCCCCUCCCCCAGCCCUACUGCCUCCCCCAAGUCUUCUCCAGGGAUGGCCCGGAAGCAGGACAAGCCUCUGCCCGCCCCUCCCCCCCCGCAGAGGGACCCCCCGCCCCCUCCGCCCCCUGAGCGCCCCCCCCCUAUCCCGCCGGACGGACGUCUGUCCUGGCUCCCGCACCACCUCCCCUCCUCCUCCUCCCCCUCCAUCACAGGUCUGCCCUCCGACCCCCAGCUGCCCCACGACUCCUGGUGUCCCAGAGACAGCCUCCUGGCUGACCCUCACAGGGGCGGGGCCGAGCCCCAGCUGGCCCGCCCGGCCCCUUCACACCUCAAUGGAAAACCCCUCAGCUGCCACUCGAUGGAGGCUGGUGGUGGGAGGCCACACACCAGGACGGACAGCCUCGCUGACAGCAGGCCCUACACAAAUGGCCUCCAGGUCUCCGACGAAUAUGAUGUCCCUCCUCUCAGGCAUUCUACUCCCCCACCCGCCCUCGCCAAUAGCCACAAACACCUCAACCCUUUCAUCUACCCUGGCCUGGAUAGGCAGAGAGGGCCGGGCGAGCGUUCUGAGGAUGAGUAUCCCAUCCCUUCGUCCAGCCUGUGCCUGGCCCAGCCUCCUGUCUGCAUAUCCGUCCGCAUUCCCAGCAGGAAUCUGGAGACCAGCUCUCCAGAGCCCUCGUCAGAGGAGAGGAAACCCAAGCCCCCUGAGCAUGGGAGCCCUCUGCCACUCCCCCUUUUCCCGGUCGCUGUACCCUUCCCAUGUUCCUCAGGUGCUCAUUUUGAGCAGGGCCCGUCUCAAUCAGGAGCACCCCACCCCGCCCUCUCCUGCCCCUUCCACAACCGGACGCCCUCAGACUACGACAUCCUGCUCCCUCCUCAAGCAGUGGAAGACCCAUUCAACCAGCACCUUCCAUCACAAUCUCCUCCUCCCCCUCCGCCAGCCAGGCACAGCUUCACAGACCUUCCCUCCUCCUCCCCCUCCCCAGCAAUGUCACGCCCCCCCAGGCCUGCCUCCGGUCAUGACCACUUUCUGUUAACCCCUGGUGAGCUGGCUGACAACAAGCAGUGUUUUGAUCCUUUACAUGGAGACACUGUGUUGGACAUGUUGAGCGGUGCAUCCGCCCUCCCCCCAGUGAGGAGGGACAACUGUAAGGCCCUCUCCAGGGUGGUGCAGGACUACGACCAGCUGCCCUCCACCCCAGACUGUUUGCAGGCGCCCGCCCGCCCUCCAAAGCCCUUCCCUCGGAACCCUCCCCCUGACAUCAGGAAACACCAUGGGCUGGACACCCCCAGUGAGAGUGUGGACGGCAAAAUCGCCAAGCUGAUGGGCGAGGGAUACUCGUUCGAGGACGUGAAGCGGGCUCUGAUGAUCGCCCAGAACAAAGUGGACGUGGCGCGCAACAUCCUGCGAGAGUUUGCCCUGGUGGCCCCCAGACUCAACCUGUAGCCUCUACCAAACGUAGAGAUGGAGAGAGAGUGGUGGUGGUGGUGGGGGGGGGGCGGGGGCAUGCAAAGACACCGUGCCUCUGGGAGCACUAAAACCCACAGGGAGAAGGGCUGCUUCUCCUCCACAUCUCUCCCCACGGAGAUGAUCUGGGAGAAUCUGACGAGAUCUGAUGAAGUUAGUUGUGUUGUGAAAAAAGGUUUGUGUCAUGGAAGACGCACAAAAUGAUCUUGAAGAGGACGGACUCCUAUCAGGGUGGAACAGGGACCAUGAUGGGGUGGGGUCAAUGGGGAUGGGGUGUUGGGAAGUUGGUUGCCUGUGAAUAAUGUUAAUCAAACCUGUGAAGAAAAAAAAAAAAAAAACGUACAUUGUUUACAGCUGGUGAGCUUGCCAGUGCUGGCCUCUGGUGUCUUUAGUGCUUGUCACCCGCCCCCACUCCCCCAACACACAACCCCAUCCCCAGAUAUACAUUGAAAGGUCAGAAUCACACCAGUAAAAUGAAACCUGUGUAUACUCAGUUUUUUACCUUUUUGUUGCUCAUUCCAGCUACAGUGCCAUGUUGGGCUAAACCAUUGUCAUGCUUACAGUCCUUUCCUCUCUCCGACAUGCCUGUCUCCUCCCUGCGUCUCCUCUCUCGCCCCUUACAUCUGUCCAUCUCUUGCUCUUUGUUCCUCUGAGAUAUACAGCGGCAGAGCCCUGUCUGGAUCAGGAGUUCUAGAAACCAGGUUGCCUGGGGCCAGUCUCUUCGAGAUGCUAUUAGGGGCAUUCCUGUCAGAGUUCUGUCUCUCAGUCACUUUCUCACCCUCCAUCCUUUUGUCCAACAGAAUCUCUGAAUGUACACUUGGAGAGGGUGGAAACAAACCCUAGGCUUUUAGUCAUUCCUGGUGUCACUGGACCACAGGCUUUACACACACACACACACUCUUCCUUGAAGGAAGACAACCAAGGUUGAAUGUAUUUUUUCCAUAUGAGAGCUGUACCUAACAUAUCCAGUGAGACCUUGUGACAUCAUUAGUACAUGUUUAUGCUCUUUCCAGAUUAGAUAAGAAAUUUGACCUUGACCUCCUCUGUCACCCCAUCCCCGUUUUUUAUAGUGCCAAAAGGAAGAGACGGACGCCUUAGAGCCAAAACUGCAGAGUAGACUGGUUCUACUUAACAGUGGUGUGUGUGUGUUGGGAUCAGGGGUGCAGAGGUCAAGUUGUUUAAAAUCCUGGGAGACCUGCUCUUGUUUCUCUAAACUUCUGAGGGCACCUAUUAUUACUCAACGUCUGCCAGAAUAUCGUUAUGAACCAUCCUUUUCUUUUCCAGCUGCUUAGCGUCCUCUAUACUACACCCCCGCUCAUGAACACCUGAGGCUUCUCCAUCUUACUGUGGGCACCAGAAUGGAAUAUAGGUGCCAGAAAGACAUACGCUUAACUAUGCUGCUUCCCCCCAUUUUUGAAGUCCAGGUUCAAGUCCCUGUGUCACUUGAGCCACAAGCAGAAUAUGAAGCGUGACUACAAAGUAAUUGCAAAGAAUAUCAGUUCCAGUGCUAUGAAGUGGAAACUAGGGUGAAGUUGCUUAGAAUUGUUCUCUGGGAUUGUUCUCUGUAUCUGAUCAUUAAAAGUUAGACUAGGUAAGGAACAGUGGGGCUAUUGUGUUUUCCAACCAAGAUAAUUCAAACAUCGACAAAUUGCCAUUGUGUCCACAUCAACCUUAGAAUGAAAAAUAGCUUUGCAAGACGUCGAGAGGUCAGGUAUUGACCUUUGAACAUUGAAUGAAAGUGCUCUUAAAAAGAAGGCCUUUAGAUACCAUCACAAAGCUACAUUUAGUUUCUGUCAACUGUUUUUCAUAAAUGUUUAACUUGAAGCUUAAUUUUGCACUGGUCUAUAUAGAUAAUUGUUUUAGGUAGUAGAGGCCUUGGUUAAGUUACAAGGGAUAUUAACUUGUUCCUGUAUUAUUUUCUUUCCUGAGAUUACAUUAGAUAAAAAUGCCACACGGAAACUUGUACAGAAUAGUGAUGUGCAAUUAAUUUAUAUUUUAUAAAACGCCUUUUUAUCAUUUCCAUUGUUCAGUAAAUAAUGUAAACAUUAAUUUGUUCGUGUUUUUUAAUGUUUUAUAAAAGCCAGUAUUAACAUGAAACUGUGCAUAUGUUAUUUAUGCUUUGUGUGCUACAGGUAAACAUUUCUGAAACACAAACAACUCUUCCGGUUGAUUUGUUCACUCUUCUUGAGAUGGCAAAAAAAAAAACUUAUUGCGGGCCCUUCUUUUCAGAGGGUAUGGGAACACCUGGCAAAAACACUUUUCUUCAAACUGUACACUUUAUUCUCAACAAAAGUAGAAAAACAAAAGUAUUUAUUUACAAUACUUGUAUGGCCUUCUCAUCUUACCCUCUUUGGUUUCACUGCUGCCCUGACGGUUGUAAAGGAACUAAAUGCAUGAGAACAAUUUGCCAAUCAAACACAAACCAUCAUCUUGACCAAUAAAAUAGUCCCU
This is a messenger RNA of Osmerus eperlanus (European smelt), 6215 nucleotides long. It is a transcript of the gene cblb, whose product is annotated as Cbl proto-oncogene B, E3 ubiquitin protein ligase. The record is from RefSeq and is a predicted model, not a curated record. Lineage: Eukaryota; Metazoa; Chordata; Actinopteri; Osmeriformes; Osmeridae. Gene Ontology annotation, biological process: cell surface receptor signaling pathway; negative regulation of epidermal growth factor-activated receptor activity. The coding region runs from base 744 to 3743 and encodes 999 amino acids. Gene Ontology annotation, molecular function: SH3 domain binding; receptor tyrosine kinase binding; phosphotyrosine residue binding. The transcript is spliced from 19 exons. Gene Ontology annotation, cellular component: membrane raft; plasma membrane.